AUGAAGUAUAUUGAUGCAAUAGGUGUUGGCACAUUGGAAUUGGGGAAUAUCUUCCUCACUCAGACUGCAGAUGGGAUCCUAGGAAAUUCAUCCCUCCUUGGUCUUUAUACCUUCUCUUUGCUCACUGGACACAAAUUGAGACCCACAGACCUGAUUUUCAACCAGCUGGUCCUAGCCAACUCCAUCAUCCUUUUCUCCAAAGGGAUCCCUCAAACAGUGUUGGCUUUUGGAUCCCAAAAUUUCCUGGGUGCUGCUGCAUAUAAACUUGUAUUUUAUUAUUACAGAGUGAGCACAGGGGUUUCCUCCAGCACUAUAUGUCUCCUCAAUGACUUCCAAGGUCUUAAGCUGAACCCUAGUAUGUGUAGGUGGAUGGAGCUCAAGAUUAGAUCCCCAAAGUUCCUUGGCUUCUGCUGUUUCCUCUGCUGGACCCUACAUCUCUGGAUAAAUUCAUUUAUUCCUCUAAUAGUAAACGGUCCAUCCAAUAACAAAAACCUUAGUGUGACAAGAAAUGGAUAAAGUUCCUGGAAUGGGGUAGGGAGAUUUAACAUAUUAUUUGCAGUCAUAUAUUUUUAUAUGGGUUUGAGCUUCAUGGUCUGGGUCAGUGGCUCCAUGGUCUUUGUCCUGCUCAAGCACAAGCAGCAAGCCCAACACAUUCACAGCAACAGCCUUUCCCCCAGAUCUUCCCACGAGGCCAGAGCCACACACACCAUCUUGGUCCUGGUGAGUUUCUUGGUUACCUUUUAUUCAAUCUAUGCUAUUUUAACUGUUUGGAUGACUCUGGUUGCAAAUCCAGGCCAGUGGAUGGUGAACAGCACUGGGUUUGUCUCCUCGUGUUUUCCAGCGUUCAGCCCCUUUGUGCUCAUGGUCAGUGACACUCGAGUCUCUCAAUUCUGCUUUGUCUGUAGGGCAAGGUGA
Herpailurus yagouaroundi (jaguarundi) is the source of this 915-nucleotide messenger RNA. RefSeq names its product vomeronasal 1 receptor 1 (gene VN1R1). Gene Ontology annotation, cellular component: membrane. Gene Ontology annotation, biological process: G protein-coupled receptor signaling pathway. The record is from RefSeq and is a predicted model, not a curated record. Lineage: Eukaryota; Metazoa; Chordata; Mammalia; Carnivora; Felidae. Gene Ontology annotation, molecular function: pheromone receptor activity. The transcript is spliced from 2 exons.